Molecule: messenger RNA, 1425 nt
Organism: Indicator indicator
Lineage: Eukaryota; Metazoa; Chordata; Aves; Piciformes; Indicatoridae
Gene: SPATA6
Product: spermatogenesis associated 6
Exons: 13
Coding region: 1-1425 (474 amino acids)
Biological process (GO): motile cilium assembly; spermatogenesis
Molecular function (GO): myosin light chain binding
Source: RefSeq, a predicted model, not a curated record
AUGCCGCGGAAAGCGCUGGUCUGCGUCCUACAGCUCGACGUCCGCUCGAUAACUUGCCCUGGAGUGCUGCUGAAAGACAAAGAGGAACUUUAUCUCAGUGUCUCUGUACUUGGGCAGUACAAAAAAACUCACCGCGUCCCUGCAGCAUUUCCACUCUUCUUUCAAGAAAAACUAGUAUUUGAAAAGGCAUUUGCUGAUAUAGUUGAUCCUGGAGACCUUGUGAAGUUGCUGGAAUUUGACACAGCAGUACUUGAAUUAAUACAGCUUGUUCCUCCAGUAGGAAAAAUUCUAGCUACGUAUGAAGAAAAUACAAGAGAUUUCCUGUUCCCUGACCCUAAGCUUACCUGUGGGCACCAUGGUUUAAAUCGUGAGAUUUUAAUGAAGAGGUCCUCUUCUUUUACAGGAAUUGCACCAAAAUUGAGAUUUUCUACAAGCUCCCUUAUUACAGAGAGACUGUUAAGCUCAGGAAGGAGUCAUGUACAGGAUGCUUUGAACUUGGUACAUCACUGCACUCCAAAUGGAAAAUUGCAAACGAAGUUACCGAAGAAAAAUACUUUUUCACCUGAGAAGAGCAGGCACAGCUUAGCAACAAAGAACUACGAGCAGCCUACAAUAGCUUCUAAAUCGCGUUCGCCAUCUCCGUACACCAAAAGACGAAUGUGUGAGCUAUCAGAAGCAGCCAGGCAACGACUGGCCCAUUUAAACCUUGGUCCUUAUGAAUUCAGAAGAGAAACUGAUAAACCUCCAUUUGUAGUCAGACGGAUUGAGCAACCAAGCCCUGGUAUUAAACUUCAUACCUGGUGUCCUACACAAGAAGGUAGAGCAGAAGCCUGGACUGGUGUGGACCAUGAUCUUUCUCUUCUUGGCAGCUACAGACCCAGGAAAGCCAAAGCAAAAUCUACUCAUGGAAAAGACUUUGAGAGUUCUGGUGUUUGUAAUGAGGAUGUGGUCUCAGAGCCACCCAAGAAGCAGUCCCACUCUGCUGGUUCAUUGGAGCAUUCAGCACCUCCAGCUCUUCAGAAGCAUUCUCCAAGUUCUGUGCUAAAUCGAUCUUCUCUAAGGGAAAGAUUUAGUUCUGGUUGGCCUUCACCAGCAAAUGGAGAUGAGAUACAUAAAAGAGUGAAAAAUAUUUUAAGGACACACAGUGCCAGACAGCGCCUCAUAUUUGAUGAGAGUAACUCAUCAAAAGGAGACUUGACUAAGACAAGAGAAUCUUUGCAUAAAGCACCCUUGUCCAGGAGUGAACUGCAGAGCAGUUCACCUGUGCAGCAGAAGUCUACUGUCCACUUGGAUAACAGUGACUACUGGGCAGGUCGUGUAGCUGCAUACAAGGGGAAGCCUCGCAGAGCCAUCUUUGAAGAGAGUCUUGAGAAAAUAUACAGAAACAUGUACCAAAAAACUUCUGGCACUAUUUUAGACUCCUGA